AUGGGUAUACUCAACUUUGAACAAAGGCACAUAACGUUUGUAAUAUAAAUAGAGUUGGAAACUACAUAUGUUUCAAUGAACAAUUCAAAUGUUAUAUUGGUUAUUCCUCGUUGCUGCUUCUUUAAUCACAUAAGAAGCGCCAAUCUCAAGAAGAGAUAAUGCUGGUGUUGUAGUCUAUAAUAUAAACUUAACUCCAUCAAAAAUAUGAAAAAGAAGUAAAAUCGACAAUAUUCCUAUUGGUAAUAAUGAUGUUAAACAUUGGUAUUUCACAAUUGAAGCUAGAAUUGGUUCUAACCAAGAUAUCGUACCUUUAGUGCUUGAUACUGAUAGUCAAUUAGCUCAGGUAUUUGGGACUAAAAUUCAAUGUGAUCUUGUUUGUUACGCUGAUGUCACUUAUGACAGUGCCAAAUCAACUACAAUUCAAAGAGCAGGGAAAAAUUCAACUAUUCAUUAUGGUUAUGAUGCUGGUACUUUUCUUCAUGGUGAAUAUGUCACUGAUGACUUUUUACUUGGGAAUAUAACAAUUAAACAGUUUCCAUUUGUUGAUGAUAUACAAUCUUGAGGUUGGGUUGUUGGUAUCCUUGGAAUUGGACUAAAAGAUCUUCAACUCAAUUUUCCUAAUAUUGCUUAUAACAAGGAUCUAUUAAUAAACCAAAGUAUUCCUUUUAUUUAGGUGAUAAUUCAUUUGGUGGUAAAUUCAUUUUAGGUGGUUAUGAUGAAGCAAAAUUAGACGGUGAAUUUAGCUGGUCACCUUAUACUAAUAAAAUGCAACAAUUCUCAGCUCAGUUUGAUUACAUGGUAUUAAAUGGUAAAAAAAUAACAGUGAAUUUGACAAAAGCAAUUGAUAGUGGUAUGUCGAAGCUUAUUUACCUGAACCUAUUUAUAAUGAAGUAGCACAAGCUUUGGAUGAUGCAAAUUAUGGUAUUGGACAAGUAAAUUGCACUGCAUUGGAAGGUAAGACUGUCACCCUUUCAAUUAAUGGUAAAGAAUUAGAAGUUCCUUUGAAAUCUUUGGCUCAACCAAGUGGAUCUGGCGAUCAUUGUUAUGCUUCUUUUCACAAAUCAACUGACCCAACCCUUGGUACUUGGUUUUUUGGAUAUGUUCAAGUUUCGAUUGAUUUUGAUAAUUCAUUAAUCGGAUUUAGUCAAUUAAAAAAUACAAAUACAACUGAUACGAAUAUAGUUCCAUUUUAA
Molecule: messenger RNA, 1193 nt
Organism: Insectozyma verbasci
Lineage: Eukaryota; Fungi; Ascomycota; Pichiomycetes; Serinales; Debaryomycetaceae
Source: the annotation of a GenBank genome assembly